This is a messenger RNA of Megalops cyprinoides (Indo-Pacific tarpon), 1905 nucleotides long. RefSeq names its product POF1B actin binding protein (gene pof1b). Gene Ontology annotation, cellular component: adherens junction; bicellular tight junction; actin filament. The transcript is spliced from 13 exons. Gene Ontology annotation, molecular function: actin filament binding. Gene Ontology annotation, biological process: bicellular tight junction assembly; actin filament organization; epithelial cell morphogenesis. The coding region runs from base 184 to 1812 and encodes 542 amino acids. The record is from RefSeq and is a predicted model, not a curated record. Lineage: Eukaryota; Metazoa; Chordata; Actinopteri; Elopiformes; Megalopidae.
UUGCGGGGAGGGUCAGAAAGGUGUGCACACGUAUCUUCUUAGACAAGUGAUUUCAUUUUCAAUGCUUUUCUAACGCGUGUGUGGUCUGACGCAUUUUUAAAAGAGAAUUCGGAGUAUAGCACAUUAUUUCCGAUUAUCUAACUGCGUUGUGAGCACUUGGUAUACUUACCAAAAUACGUCGUAAUGUCUUUACCUUUCUCCCACGGCUUUUCAACUUUAAGGACUGUAAGUGUAUCUUCGGAUCAGUCGUCCAGCAGUUUGUCGCCUUCGGUUCAAUACGCCACGACCGAAGUCCCUGGGUUGGCAACCUACAAAACCGUGAGUUUACCUGUAUCUCCAGCUCCACUAUCCCAUUUGCAGUACAGUACAAAUGGAGCCGCUGUGGACGGUAAUAUGGUUUACGAGACUGUUCGCUACCUGGUCCCCGUUGAGAGAAGAGCUGCGCCAGAAUCCUACGUGCUCGUCAAUAGUGCUCCCCAAGUCAUAACCCAAGCAGUAUCGCCCGUAUACCUGCAAAACGUGCGGAGCUACAGCGUGAACAAUGUGGACGAAGUGGACAUUCACCGCCAGCAGGUCGUCGAAAUUGAGAACCUCAAUGGGAAGGCUCCAUCGGUGUUCAGCCAGGCCUCCAGCCCCACGAAGAGCCCUGAGCCAGUCGCCAAGGAGGUUGAAGUGGAGAGCAGUAAGGUGGAGGAGGAGAGUGUGGUGGAGACAGUGGUGGAGAGGGUGUCUAAGGUGCAGGUGAAGACUGAAGUUCCUCAGGUGGAGCCUGUGGCCAAGCUGGACACGCGAUUCUUUGGGGAGCUGCUGGCCGAGGUCUAUCGCAAGAACUGCGACAUUCACAGCUGCAUAUCUGAACAUGUGGCCAAGAUCCGAGGACGGAAACACCUCCUGGACCCAACCAUUGAUUACAAGGUGGACAGGGAAGAGGUGGAAGCCUUGAUUCCGAAGGGCAUGUCUGAACUUACCAAACAGCAGAUCCGCUACCUGUUGCAGACCCGCCUGACUGCUGAUAAGACCAUGCGACUCCUUCUCACCACCUUCAGCAGUCUGAGGGAGGAGCUGGUUCACCUGCAGGAUGACCUGAGGCGGCUAGAGAACGAGAAGGAGGAACUGGAGAAGGACCUGAGCUUCAAGGCUGACCAGGCCAUGCAGUAUGACCGGCUGCUGGAAGCCGUGCGUGAGAACAACAGGCAGCUGCAGGUCUCUCUGAAGGAGAGCAGCCUGGCCCAGCGCAGCCUGGAGAACCAGCUCCUGUCCACCCGCAGCACCGACUCAUCCCGUGAUUUCCGCAUCAAGGAGCUGGAGGGCAGUCUGAAGGCGCUACAGCAGGAGAACGAGAUGCUUCGGCAGAAGAUGGCGGGUCAGUGCAGCACUCUCACCCUCCAGACAAAGACAGAGGAGCUGUCCAAGCAGUACAAUCAAAUGCUGAGCUCACUGCGGGAGGAGAAGGACAAGGAGCUACAGAGUCUGAGGAGUCAGCUUCUCAGGAUUCAGACCGAGUACUCCACGGUGACGACGAAUGACAAUAGCCUUCAGCUGCGCAUCACUGAGCUUCUCACUAAACUGGAGCAGAGAGAGUCCAUCAUCAAACGACAGGAGGAGGAGAUUAGGCGACUUCAGCAAGAGAGGAGUGAGAGUUCCAAGAACAUCACAAAGACCGUCAUCACCAAAAAGUACAGGAACCAGUAUCCCAUCCUGGGCCUACUCAGCGAUGACUACCAGGCUUUGUCUCCAGUGAAGGAAGCAAAGACCAUCGUGAUUGAGAGGACAGGAGAGAUAUACAAACAGGAAAUCAUUACAACACCCUAAAGAAACUGCUUCUCUCUGACAGGAAUGAGCUACAAGAAGACCCCCGAAGCCAUGCCCUUCCCCUUCCCCACCCUCCCAGUCCUUCCCGAACCC